Molecule: messenger RNA, 1111 nt
Organism: Drosophila innubila
Lineage: Eukaryota; Metazoa; Arthropoda; Insecta; Diptera; Drosophilidae
Product: putative phosphatidate phosphatase
Exons: 1
Coding region: 124-1044 (306 amino acids)
Biological process (GO): phospholipid dephosphorylation; signal transduction; phospholipid metabolic process
Molecular function (GO): phosphatidate phosphatase activity
Source: RefSeq, a predicted model, not a curated record
AUAGUGUAGCCAACUCGGCCAGUCGUAACUCCGAUAGACAUGUAAAUAAGCUGUCGUCUCGGACAGAGCUACAGCACUUUUAGCCAUCAGCUUCAUCAGCCGAAAUCUUGAGGCAGUGUCAAAAUGUGCGGCAAUCCGAACACGCGACUUCUCUCGCGGCUCAUCAUUGACUUUCUGCUGCUGCUGGGCGUCUACUGUGUGGCCUUGGUGGUGCUGCCCCAGCAGCUGGAGACUGUCCAACGAGGAUUCCACUGCAGCGAUGCCAGUCUUCGUUAUCCGUAUCGCCAGCCCUGGCUGACCAAGGUGCACCUCACCAUCGUGGUGGUGGCUCUUCCCGCAGCCUUCAUCCUCGUCGUCGAGCUGCUGCGGGCUGCCUUCGUGCCCAGUUCCGCGGAAUUGAAGCAGAGAUUCGUCUUCGUCGGCGCCCGAAUUCCCAGCUUCAUCAGCGAGUGCUACAAGAUCAUCGGCGUGUAUCUCUUUGGCCUGGGAUUGGCACUGCUGGUCAUUAGAAUAACCAAGGUUUCAACUGGUCGCCUCCGUCCGUACUUCUUCGAUGUAUGCCAACCCACUUGGGGCGGGGAGGAUGCCGAGGAGAACUGUGCCGUGCAGCCAGCGUCUAAUGCCUCCAAUUACAUUGAGGACUACAAUUGCACCGAGUUCGCUGCCUCAUUGGAGCUCCUUUCCCAGGUCCGUCACUCUUUCCCCAGCGGAUUUGUGGCCAGCACGAGCUACGCCAUGUUCUUUCUGAUCUAUUAUGCCCAGGCUCGCCUCUUUGCCUCCUGGUUGCGGCUGCUCCGUUCAACACUGCAACUUGCCUGUGGCGCGAUGGCAUUGCUCGUGGGCCUGGAACGAAUCUCCACAAACCAGAAUCAUAUCUCGGAUGUGGCUGCCGGAAUGUUCCUGGGCGCCGCUCUGGCCUCCUAUCUGGCGGUCUUUGUGGCCCACCUGUUUCGGCAGGUGAGAGUGAAGCGUCGGCAGUGGCCAAGGAACGAACAGAUAUACGGAUAUGCUGGUUACUACAAUCGUGCCACUUAUGGCUAUUAGUUGAAAGAUUUUUAUGAUUAAGAUUAGUACAAACGUCAAUAAAUUACAACAUUUAAGGAUACGAGAA